Molecule: messenger RNA, 987 nt
Organism: Schistocerca piceifrons (Central American locust)
Lineage: Eukaryota; Metazoa; Arthropoda; Insecta; Orthoptera; Acrididae
Product: leucine-rich repeat-containing protein 23-like
Exons: 3
Coding region: 1-987 (328 amino acids)
Molecular function (GO): protein binding
Source: RefSeq, a predicted model, not a curated record
AUGUCCGGCCUCCCAGUCCAGCACCUACACACAGAGACUCCGACAGAGGUGGGAGCUGGUGAGCCGGUGCCUGAGGAGGAACCAGAGGAGGUGCUGACAUGCGAGCAGGCAAGUGCGGCGCUCAGCCACCUGGGCAAGGCAGCCGAUGGGCUGCGCUAUGCCUACCUGGCAAUGCGGCUGCCCGGCUGCCACCUCUGCGACAUCUCCGCUGCAGCUGCCUUUCAGAACAUUCUCUUGAUCGACGUGUCCAACAACAGGUUGCGUGAUGGAAGCCUGGAUGUGCUGGCGGCCAUCCCAUUCCUGGUGAUGAUCAAGGCAGAGAACAACCUGCUGGAGUCGGCUGCCAUGCCAGCAAUGCCCUACUUGCAGCUGCUCAUCCUCAAUGGCAACCGCAUCACACACACACAUGGCAUCGAGCAUCCUCUGCUGGAGUGCCUGGAACUUAGUCACAACCAGAUCCGUGACAUCUGCAGCCUGGAGCCUGACAUCCUCAAAAGGCUGCGCACCCUAGACCUCCGAGCCAAUGCGCUCACCUCCACUGCAGGCAUCCAGUUACCUACACUUGAGAACCUCUACCUGGCACAGAACUCUAUCCAACUACUCGAGGACCUGCAAUCGCUCACCAGUCUGCGUGUCCUCCACUUGCGGCAGAAUCCUCUCAGGUUGCUGAUGGGCUUCAGUAACAAAAUGGCUCAUCUGACAUACCUCAACCUGCGCGGCUGUAAGAUUGAAGAUAUGAGUGAGCUAAAGAAGCUGGCAUGCCUGCCCGUGCUGGAGACAAUUGUGAUCUCGGAGAACCCGAUGGUCGAGGCUGCAGAGGAGGAGUACCGUGUGUCAUUGUUGUCCGAGCUGCCUCGUCUGAAGAGGAUAGACAAGCUGGCUGUGGAGGAGGAAGAGCUGAUGGCUGCAGAGGAGCUGAUUGCUGCCCGCACGGAGGUUCUGGAGGGCGAGGACGAGCAGGUGGCAGACGAAGAAGAUGAAAUUUGA